CCGAACCCAGCCCCAAGCCCUCGCCCCGGCUGGAGGCGGCCGGAGCGGCGGGGCCGGGGGAUGCGCGGCAGGGGCGGGUGCGGGGCUGAGCCGAGCAGCGGCGGCCCGCGGGGCCCCCCCAGGUGAGGCCGGGCUGGUGGGGCCGGGGUCGGUACCGGCUCGCGCUCAGCCCCCUCCCUUCCUCCUUCCCUGCUGCUGCCGCUGCCGCCGCCGCCGCCCCCCUCACCCAUGUCCCAGGUCAGCAGCCACCGGCCGAGCCGCCCGGAGCCCCCCCGAGCCGAGCCCGCCCCAGCGACAGGGGUGGGCGAGACCUCACGGCCGUCCCUGAGGCCAACCCCAGCGGCAGAGCCGCGGCCGGACGCUGGCCCUGCUGCUGGCCCCUCGGCACCAAAGGAGAAGCCCCUGGAAGACGAUGAGCCCCAAAAAGUCGUGACAAAGGCCCCCCAGGCUGAGCUUGCAGGUGCUCCCGAAGCUGUGACAUGCCAGCCCCAGGUGCGAGCAGCCCCCCAGCCCCCCAGCCCCUGCACCCACCUGCUGCAGAACGGGGCUGGGCGUGGGGUGACCCCAGGGGGUGCCAACGGGGAGGCCGGGAACGGGGUCCUCCGCGCCCUCCCCAGCAGCCAGAAGCCUCACCGGAAGCUGCAGUCUCACCACUCCAUCAACAGCCAGAGCAGCAAGAAGAGCAAAGGCAGCUCCAAGUCGGCCUCUUCCCACAUCCCCAUUGAGGCACAAGAAGACUGCUGCGUCCACUGCAUCCUCUCCUGCCUCUUCUGCGAGUUCCUGACCCUCUGCAACAUCGUCCUGGACUGCGCCACCUGCGGCUCCUGCACCUCGGAGGAUUCCUGCAUCUGCUGCUGCUGCUGCAACUCCGGGGAGUGCGCAGACUGCGACCUGCCCUGCGACAUGGACUGCGGCAUCAUCGAUGCCUGCUGCGAGUCUGCCGACUGCCUGGAGAUCUGCAUGGAGUGCUGUGGGCUCUGCUUCUCCUCCUGAGGGCUGCGCGCACC
Dryobates pubescens (Downy woodpecker) is the source of this 1007-nucleotide messenger RNA. RefSeq names its product MyoD family inhibitor (gene MDFI). The transcript has 4 exons. NCBI's taxonomy places the organism in Eukaryota, Metazoa, Chordata, Aves, Piciformes, Picidae. The coding region runs from base 229 to 993 and encodes 254 amino acids. The record is from RefSeq and is a predicted model, not a curated record.